Molecule: messenger RNA, 3051 nt
Organism: Lucilia cuprina (Australian sheep blowfly)
Lineage: Eukaryota; Metazoa; Arthropoda; Insecta; Diptera; Calliphoridae
Product: 25S rRNA (cytosine-C(5))-methyltransferase nop2
Exons: 2
Coding region: 139-2883 (914 amino acids)
Biological process (GO): rRNA base methylation; maturation of LSU-rRNA
Cellular component (GO): nucleolus
Molecular function (GO): rRNA (cytosine-C5-)-methyltransferase activity; RNA binding
Source: RefSeq, a predicted model, not a curated record
CUAUUUUUUUGUUCUCUUUAAAUUGUUGCGAUUCCACGUGCAUUUUACUACACGCUAUUAUUUUUCUAAAAAAUUCUUAAUCAACGGGGUUUUACUCAAAUUUUUCAAUAAAACUUAGCAAAUUUCAGUCCAAUAAAUAUGGGACGCAAAGCAGAAUAUAGUGAAAAGCCCAAAAAGGGACCUGGACGUAAGGCACGCAAACAAGGUCCGCCAACAUUCACCAAGAAAACAUUUGCACCCAUGGAAGAGGAGGACAAAAAGUUGACACAUCGUCAAAAGCAACGUUUGGCCAAGAGGACACAAAAUAAGGCGAUCAUAAAGCAAAAACAAAAAAUCGCUAAAGAAAAUAAAAAGAAUAAACAAAAACAAAAAGAAUAUCACAGUGAUAGUGAAGAGGAGAAUGAGUUGUUGAAUGCCACCAAUGGAGCAGCCGAAGAUUCAGAAGAGGAAUUAAGUGAAGUUGAAGAAGAGGUGGUGGUUAAGAAGAAGGGUGUUAAGACUAAAGGUUUUACCGAUGAUAAUCAGGAAUGGUUAAAACCUAAACAGAAUAAGAAGGCGUCCAAGCAAUUGAUUGAAGAGGAAGCUGAAGACGAAGAUGAUGACAAUGAGGAGGAGGAGGAAGAUGAUGAAGAAGAUGGAGAAGAUGAGGAAGAAGAGGAGGAAGCAGAUGAUGAUGAAGAAGAGGAAGAUGAUGAUGAGGAAGAAGUAUCUGAUGACGAUAAUGUUGUUAAACUAGGCAAAUUGGAUGAUCUUUCGGAUGACGAAGAAGCCAAUUCAGAUGAUGAUUUUGAUGUAUCCGGUGAUGAAGAUGAUGGUGAUGAUGAUGAUGACGAUGAUGAUGAAGAGGAUGAUGAUGAUUUAUUGCCUAUUGAAAAGCAAAAUAAGAAAUUGAAAAAACGUGAAGCUAAAGAAGCUAAAUUGGCUGCCGAAGAAAUGCAAAUGUCGGUGGACCAACAAGAUGUUUUCAAAUUCCCCGAUCCGGAAGAAGAACAAGAAUUAACUUUACAAGAUGUUCAACAACGUAUCAAAGAUGUUACCUUAGUAUUGUCCGAUUUCAAUAAAUAUCGUGACCCCAAUCAUCCACGUAGUGACUAUAUGGAGCUGCUGAAAAAAGAUUUGUGUUUGUACUACAGUUACAAUGAUUUCCUAAUGGGCAAAUUGAUGGACAUGUUUCCUUUGUCCGAACUUAUGGAAUAUUUGGAAGCAUCGGAGGUGGCUCGUCCUUUAACUAUCCGUACCAAUACCUUAAAGACUAGAAGAAGGGAUUUAGCAGCCGCCUUAAUUAAUAGAGGUGUUAAUCUUGAUCCCUUGGGCAAGUGGACUAAGGUUGGUUUGGUUAUCUACAACUCACAGGUUCCUUUAGGUGCUACACCAGAAUAUUUGGCUGGUCAUUAUAUGAUUCAAGGUGCUUCUUCUUUGCUGCCGGUUAUGGCACUUGCUCCUCAGGAAAACGAAAGAAUUUUGGAUAUGUGUUCGGCUCCCGGAGGUAAGGGUUCUCAUAUUGGUGCAAUUAUGAAGAAUACAGGUGUAUUGUUCGCCAAUGACUUUAAUAAGGAUCGUGUUAAGGCUGUUGUAGCCAAUUUCCAUCGUUUGGGUGUUGUAAAUUCCAUUGUUUCUUGUGAGGAUGGCUGCAAGUUCAGACAAAUUAUGACCGGUUUCGAUAGAAUUCUUUUAGAUGCUCCUUGCACCGGCACUGGUGUUGUAUCCAAAGAUCCAAGUGUUAAAACCACCAAAUCGGCAGUGGAUGUGCAAAGAUGUUAUAAUUUGCAACGCAAACUUCUGCUCACCGCUAUUGAUUGUACAGAUGCCAAAUCUGCCACCGGAGGUUAUAUAGUCUACUCCACCUGUUCCGUUUUGCCAGAAGAAAACGAAUGGGUUAUUGAUUAUGUCUUAAAGAAGAGAAAUGUUAAACUUGUGCCCACAGGUUUAGAUUUUGGUGUAGAAGGUUUCACUAAAUACAGACAAUAUAGAUUCCAUCCUUCUCUGAACUUGACCAAACGUUAUUAUCCUCAUACCCACAAUAUGGACGGUUUCUUUGUGGCCAAAUUGAAAAAGUUCUCCAAUACUAUACCCGUAAGCAAAGAACAACAGGAAGAAGAUGAGAAACAAUUAGAUGAAGGUAUUGGUACAUCUGAUGAUGGUAAAGUUACCUUGUUAAAUGCCGAUAAAGAAGAGGAAGAUGAAACUCUAGGCGAUGAUCCUAAGGGACGUAAGAAAUUGGGUAAACGUGCUGGUAAACCAACACUAAGCGAUUAUGAAUUGGAAGCUAAAAAGAAGAAAAUGGAACAAAGUAAAUCCAAAUAUAUAGCCAAGGUAUUCGAACCACCCGUUAAGGUGGAGAAAAAGAAAAAGCAACCAGUAGAAGAAGACAAAACUAAGAAACAGGAAAAGCCUGUUGUUCCACAAGAAACACCACAACAGAAGGAAAAACAACCAACAAACAAUAAAAAAGCAAAGAAAUCAGAAAAGAAACAACAAACUCCAGUAGCAGUAGAAAAACCUUCCCCAGUAGUAGAAAAGAAACAGAAAAAUGUUGACAAGAAACCAGUAAAACCCCAAGCUGCUGCUGCCCAAGAUAAAACUCAACCAAAACCUAGCAAUGGCAAGCAACAAGCUCCUAAAGUUGUGGCAGACAAAAAACAAGAAAAGAACUUCGAAAAGAAAAACGAUAAACCACAGGCUACCAAUGGUCAGGUAAAACAACAACAACAACAGCCCAAUAAAAAAUCUGCCAAACUAUCUAAAUCCCUAAAUAACUCGCAAGAUCUGGAUGAUAUGGCUCCACUAUUAGAAGGUAAACCCAUUAAAAAACAAAACCAAUUAAAACAAAAAUCCAAACAAAUUGGUAAAUUGAAACAGAAUAAAAAUAAAAAACAAAAAUAGUUAGUGAAAUGCUGGUUUUAAGGCAUCUCCGAAAGAAAAACAAUAGAAAUUUAUUGAUAUAUAUUUUUUUAAAAACUUGUUUAUUAUAAAUAAUAAAAAUAUAUAGUUUUAUUUUAAUAACUUUUUACAUUAAGCUAAACAAAUUUAACAAUGUACCUUCUUUUGCAA